CCCCAUUACUCAUAUUAAUAAAGUUACACUUUACUUGCUUACUUCCCUCCCUGCCUUGUGUUUGUAUAAAUUUCAAAACCAAACUUCAUCAUCAAUAUACAUUAAAAAGCUCAAAACUUUAUGAAGGAAAUCAUGGCUUCAUCACUUGUACCCUCCUCUUGCUUAAAUGGGUCUCUUCUAGUUCCAUCAAUUAGGCCUAAGAUUCUCACUCAAAGGACACCAACUCAACACUUUUGUCAUUCAAGAAUCAAACCCAACAAAGCUCAAAACUUCUGUCCAAAGGCUACAACUUUGAGAAGGAAUUUAGAGACAACCAGAGUGCCAAUUUCUGUCCCAGUUAGAGUUGCUCAUGAGCUUUUACAAGCUGGCCACCGCUACUUGGAUGUUAGGACCCCUGAAGAAUUCAGUGCAGGACAUGCCCCUGGUGCUGUUAACAUCCCUUACAUGUACAGAGUUGGUUCAGGGAUGACAAGGAACCCUCAUUUUGUAGCAGAAGUAUCAUCACAUUUCAGAAAGCAAGAUGAAAUCAUUGUUGGAUGUCAAAGUGGAAAAAGGUCUAUGAUGGCUGCAACUGAUCUUUUAGCUUCUGGCUAUACUUACAUUACUGACAUAGCUGGUGGAUUUGCUACUUGGUCUCAUAAUUCACUACCAAUGGAAUAGUUUGAACAAGUAAUAAUAAUAAUAACAUUAUAAUGGAAGAAGAAGAAGAUGAAUGUGUUUCAAUGGGGUUGUUGUUGUUACAUAAAUUGUAUUUAAACUUAAAGUUAGUAUAAGAAGAAAAAUGUGGGUAAGUAUGAAAAAAAAAUGAAAAAAAUUUCUAUUACAAA
Cannabis sativa is the source of this 827-nucleotide messenger RNA. RefSeq names its product thiosulfate sulfurtransferase 16, chloroplastic. The transcript has 7 exons. NCBI's taxonomy places the organism in Eukaryota, Viridiplantae, Streptophyta, Magnoliopsida, Rosales, Cannabaceae. The record is from RefSeq and is a predicted model, not a curated record. The coding region runs from base 121 to 660 and encodes 179 amino acids.